This is a messenger RNA of Acanthoscelides obtectus, 829 nucleotides long. Lineage: Eukaryota; Metazoa; Arthropoda; Insecta; Coleoptera; Chrysomelidae. The record is from the annotation of a GenBank genome assembly.
AAAAAAGAUGGUUCUAAAAAAGUAACCGUGUUAGCAUCCCAGGAAAAUAUUUUCCACGACAAAAGAAAAAUUAGUCAGACUGAUAUCCAGCUGCUGCCUUUGUCAUGAUUCUUGAAAUCAGAAAACGUAAUAAUGCCAGUGAAAUCACUCUGGCUAAUAUUUGUGACACGAGUGGAUUUUAUAUUAUGGAUUAAUAAGUCCACAAAUCAAUUAGUUUGUGAAAUGGCCGCUUUCACUAACGAAGAAUAGACAGAUAUCGUUUACAUGCAUGGCAGAGCAGAUGGUAAUGGACUAGAAGCACGACAGUUGAACCAAGAGCGAUUUCCUGGGAGAAGAUUGCCUAAUGUUACAGUGUUUUACAAUACUUACAGACGUCUUUACGAGACUGGAAGUGUAACAAGUAAUGGACCUGGUGUUAAUCCAGGUCGAUAUCCUCCUGAAGCCGAAGAUCUUAUCCUCCAAGCGUUUGAAGAUGAUCCCACUACAAGUACUAGGAAAGUUGCGGCGUACAAGGACUUGAAGAUGGUGAUCCUAUUCUCAGAAGCCAAUUUUGACGUCUUCUCCUACAUAUUUAUAUUGAGAAUGAACGGUUCCUGGAAAGCAUUCUAUCUACGGAUGAACCAAUUUUUCAAAGGAGGGCAUUACAAAUUUUCACAAUUUGCAUCAAUGGGCUGAUAAGAAGGAAAAUCCACACUGGAAAAAACAGGUGUCUUUCCAGCACAAAUUUUCCUUUAAUAUAUGGGCCGCCGUCGUGGGACAAGGACUAAUCGGUACUCAUUUUUGCCUGAGGUGGACCAAUUCCGUGGCCUGCUAGAUCGCCGGACCUGAC